UCCGUCCUCCGUCCUCCGCCCGCCAAGCCCCCGCUUCCGACCUGAGACGAGAGCCGGUGUCCGGAGCAGGAUGUGUCGACCGGUUUGGUAACAGUGCGUCCAGCGGAUCCUCCAUGCGUCAGCCCCGGGAAUGGAUCAGGAAUCCGGCGUGGCGUCUGCAGGGAGUUUCAUCUCCCUGAAUGAACAUGAGCAGAGGUAUUACUCAGGUCUCCACAGUCUGUGUCAGGCUGACACUUCAGGAAAACUGUCGUCCGGCAGAGUGGCAGAGCUGUUCAAGGCGUCUCAGCUACCUCCUGAAUCCCUGCAUAAAGUGACGGAGGUGUGUGGAGCAAAGCGGCUGGGUUACUUUGGCACACCUCAGUUCUACGUGGCCCUGAGGUUGCUCGCAGCCGCCCAGUCUGGUCUGCCCGUUCGCCACGAGAGUGUAACGGCCAAUCUACCUCUGCCCAGAUUUGUUGGGCUGAAGAAUGAACCAGAGAUGCGAUACUCAACCGUCCCUCCCAGCAUAGAAGGUCAGGGGGCUCAGUGUGGGACUGCAUCUGGUUCUGUCUCAUGGACUCAAGCUGACCGAAGCACCGUCAGACACCUGGAGGCCAAUUUAGAGAAGAAGGAACCUUGGUCCCCGCCUCGAUCACCUUGCAGUUCACCACCCUGCUCUCCACUGACCUACCGCAGCUACUUGUACUCCAAGCAGAGAAAUGGAGCAGACUCACAAAUGACCUUUGAAAGCAAACAGUCCUCACGGCCGAUCGUUCAGCUGGAGCAGCACUCCUCACCCAAUAACCACGGAGCCAAGCCCACCGUGGAUCAUCCUACUAUGGCUCUGGCUUCUUCAGCAGAGAGGCUGGCUCACCAGGGUGUAGUGGACUAUUCUGACGAUGACCCCUGGAGGAUCACGGAGGAACAGCUGGAAUAUUAUACAAAUCAGUUCAAGAGCCUGCAGCCUGACCUUGGGGCUCUCAUCCUGGGAGCUGUUGCAAAGAACUUCUUCACAAAAUCCAAGCUCCCAAUACCAGAACUCUCCCACAUUUGGGAGUUGAGUGAUGUGGAUAGAGAUGGAGCUCUCACUUUCUCUGAGUUCUGCACAGCCUUUCACUUGAUUGUGGCACGCAAGAAUGGUUACCCUCUCCCAGAGAGCCUUCCUCCCACCCUGCGGCCAGGGUUUGUGCAGCAGGAAGAGGACAUACCGGACACUCCAGAAAGUGCAGAGGUCUUAAUUGUCUUUGAGGAUGCUGAACUAAGGGCCAGUCAGAUGGAUCAAAGCAUUAUAGAGAGGAUCCAGCCAAGUUUGGCAACAGCAAAACAAGAUUUGAAAGAGGAAUCCUGUAAACAAGAUGCAAGUUUGAAGAGGGUGACAACAUCUCAAGAGAAACAGACUCUACACCUUGGUGCGUUCCCUGAGAGGCAAGAACCGCCUCAGGACCUGGACCCACAGAUGAGGACAAAAACAAGACAGAGGUCCUACUCCAGCACUUCUAUUGACGAUGCAAUGAAGAAGGCAGAAGAGCCUCCUACCCCACCCCCUCGACCCCAGAAAACCCACUCCAGAGCCUCCUCACUGGACCUCAACAAGCUCUUCCAGCAGGGCACUCCAGGGAUAAAAAGUGGAUGGUUGCCGCCUCCUCCAGCCCUCCCUCCAAGACCAUCAACCUCACAGGUUUCUCAUUUUAUCAACACUGUGGAGAAAACUCCCCCGAAUAAAGUGCAGCAGCCAAACUUCGCCGACUUCAGUCACUUCAGAGAAGAGGAGGAGAGCAGUGUAAAACCGGGCGAACAGGGUCUACGAUCUAGAUUCAGUCCAAGUAAUGAAGACUUGACAAAUGCUUCCAAACAGAACGUGAUUGGUGUAAGUCACAGUCAGGCUCCACAGAAACCAGUUCGCAGGAAAUACCACCCAGAGAGCCAGAACCAGGAGGCUGCACCUCCACCUGCCAUGUCGUUUCCUCCCCCUGCCAAAUCUGCUCAAAAACUGCUGUCCAGACAGAAGAGGGAGAUCCAGAUGGCGAUCCGUAAGAACAAGGAAACCAAUGCAGUGUUGACACGCCUCAACAGUGAGCUCCAACAACAGCUCAAGGUGGUUCACCAGGAGAGGGUCACCUUGGAGUCCCAGCUGGAGCUCCUGCGGCCUCUGGCCUCGACGUGACUGAGCCUCAAGGCUGGUUAGAGUAACGUUACCAGUGCUUUACUGAAGUACAUCAGUGUCUCUAUUAAACGAGAACGUUUGAGCCAAGAUACAGAAAGUCCUUUUUUGUGAUGAACACUGAAUAAAUGUAAAAGGGCUGAUGAUGGACACAAAGGUGCAUUGUAGACAUGUAGGGAUGUGAUUAAGUCCCAUGUUACUUUGUAUUACUUUUAAUGCUGUUUUUCAGGGUUAACCCAUGCAUUUUUUUAAUCACUGUAUGAUACGUACAUGUAAAAUAUCCUGUCAUUCAUUGUGACAUUCUAACUUAAUUUUCUCUGUUGAGUUACUGUUAGUUUCUCCCAUACUGUUACUGUUUUCUCUCAAACUUACCUUGCUUACAAUACAUGUAACGGUCUGUGCAUAUAUUGCCAUGACUGAUUGUGUUCUGUAUUAAUAAUGGGAACUAAAGUACUCUGUUUUCA
Messenger RNA from Xiphias gladius (swordfish), 2604 nucleotides. RefSeq names its product RALBP1 associated Eps domain containing 2 (gene reps2). The record is from RefSeq and is a predicted model, not a curated record. Gene Ontology annotation, cellular component: cytoplasm; plasma membrane. Gene Ontology annotation, molecular function: calcium ion binding; protein binding. Gene Ontology annotation, biological process: endosomal transport; endocytosis. The transcript has 19 exons. NCBI's taxonomy places the organism in Eukaryota, Metazoa, Chordata, Actinopteri, Istiophoriformes, Xiphiidae. Bases 131 to 2143 code for a protein of 670 amino acids.